This is a messenger RNA of Eublepharis macularius, 1641 nucleotides long. It is a transcript of the gene RAMP3, whose product is annotated as receptor activity modifying protein 3. Gene Ontology annotation, molecular function: coreceptor activity. The transcript has 4 exons. Lineage: Eukaryota; Metazoa; Chordata; Lepidosauria; Squamata; Eublepharidae. The record is from RefSeq and is a predicted model, not a curated record. Gene Ontology annotation, cellular component: signaling receptor complex; membrane; cell surface. Gene Ontology annotation, biological process: cellular response to hormone stimulus; calcium ion transport; protein localization to plasma membrane. The coding region runs from base 81 to 671 and encodes 196 amino acids.
CCCACCUCGGCUCCCAAGUUGCUGCUUGUGGCUUGAUGCUGUGAAAUGAAGAACAGGUCCCCUGCUGGAGCGUGCAGCGGAUGAGUGGGGGGUGCUUUUUGCUUGCGGAGGAUUUGGAUUUGCGUUCUCCCCCCUCCCCUGCCCAUGCCCACUGCUCUUCUCAAAAACUCCUGGCUGCCUUCUCUGCUAGCAAAAGGCUCGGGAUGGAGAUGCCCACUUCGGGGUGGGUGCAACUUUUCCUCCUUGCGCUGUGGGUGAAUGGCCUAAUGACCAUUGGAUUAGCAGGUGCACAACAGGGGAUUGUCUGCAAUGAAUCCCUCAUGUUACAAAAGUUGCCUGUGUGUGGGAAAUCCUUCGAAGAGAUGAUGCGCAAAGUGGACUCUAGGAAAUGGUGCAAUUUAACGGAAUUUAUCCUGUAUUACAACAACUUUACUCUGUGUACAGAACAUGAGGCUGCCACAGCGAAGUGCUUUUGGCCUAACCCACUAGCUGAAGGGUUCAUCACCGGAAUCCACAGACAAUUCUUUUCAAACUGUAGCGCUGAAAAAAUUCAUUGGGAAGACCCGCCAGAUAAAAUUCUGAUCACGCUGAUUUUAAUACCCGUCCUCCUAACAAUCGCUAUGAUCGGGCUUGUGGUCUGGUGCAGCAAGAGAAGUGACAUUUUGGUGUGAUCUCUUCUGUUCUUACCAUUCCUUGUGGUUUCUUUCUUGCUUGAGAAUGAGGGUGGGAAAAAACUCUAUACGUUUUAUGCACCCAGCUUUCAAACGUGUGUCAAGCAAUACGGGUGUGUGUGAAUAUUUCUGUAGCCGCACAACCCUACUACCUACAGCCAUUACGUCUCCAAAAAUAUAACUAUUUUUUUGACAAUGGGCCCAGUGGCUGGCGACUGCCGUGGUUCUUGUCGUGGAAGCCAUAUUGAGAGAACAGAAGACAUGGUCUGAACCUGCUAUCAACUGUUGAGGUUUGUUUUGUGGAAACUCAAGAUGGAAACCCAGCAGUUGAAGUAAAUCUUUCAACAUGGCUCUGUGUGUGUUACAGAUCGCAUGAGUACGCACACUGAACAUCUAUAUCCUUUGGACUUAACGUAAACAGAUGGGGCUUAUAAGUGUGAACUUCAGUGAAUUCCUCACCAAAGAGACAUAACAUGAGUAUUGUUGAAAGAUGCCAUUUUCUUGUCCUCCUUUCUGAGGUAUAUAAACACAGUGAAUCAACUGUGAAUCAACUCACAACCUUGAGUGGACUCUUCUCUAUGUAAGGAAAUAUCAAAAAUGCCUUUAACGGAUGACAUCUUGAAUCUGAAAGCCUGCAAGGGAAGGAUAUGGAUUUAUUUUUGCAGUGCUAGAAAGGAAUAAUAUUGGGUGGCUAUGAAAUGGCUGAUUAAAAAUGACAAAAGAACUGUUAUAUGCCUUGCUUUAAAAAAACAAACUAUCAUGCUAUACCUGAAGAAGGGAUUUUUGACUCUUGAAAGCUUAAAAAUCUUGUUUGUCUUUAAGAUGCUACUGGACUCAAAUCCUGCUAUCAUUUUUAUUGUCAGUUUUAGCAGCAUUGAUUUCUGUGAAUUCCAGAGUCUUUUGUGCUUGUGAUAUGCUUUAAAUAGAGACAUCCAGGGCUUUUUUUCAGGGGGAACGCGGGGGAACGGAG